AUGAGGUUAGUCACUCCCUCCCUCUUACUUAUCGCAUUGGUAAUUCAUCAUGAUGUACUCGCUCUUACAAGGCCAGGUAAAAACUUUUGAAAAAGUAGCGAACAUAAAAGUAAACCUUUUAGAACGGCACAGACAUCGACGCCCACAUAACGACUCUCCUCACGGUAAGUAACUUAAGGCAGAUUGUCGAACGCCCAAUUGGCCUCUACAGAACAUCACAACAAAACAAAAAAUUCAACAAAGCCUGUCAACGGUGAUCAUGAAUGCAAUCAUUAUCCUGGCUUCCCUACACCACCAGAAGGAUUCCCUCUGGACUGUGGUAAUAGUACGACCAGGAAUCCAAAUCAACCAGCUACCACUCCAUCACGAAACCCUCCAACUGGUGAGAAUCACGAAUAAUUACGAACAUAGAACGAGAUAAUUGCAGUGGAUGACUUCACAUACACUCCACCCUCAGUAGAUCCGGGAACGCCGGAGACUACUUUGACGCCGCCAACAGGAACUCCAGGAAGCCCAUCGACCGAGCACACUACCUUGACGCCGCCAACAGGAACUCCAGGAAGCCCAUCGACUGAGCACACUACCUUGACGCCGCCAACAGGAACUCCAGGAAGCCCAUCGACUGAGCACACUACCUUGACGCCGCCAACAGGAACUCCAGGAAGCCCAUCGACUGAGCACACUACCUUGACGCCGCCAACAGGAACUCCAGGAAGCCCAUCGACUGAGCACUCUACCUUGACGCCGCCAACAGGAACUCCAGGAAGCCCAUCGACUGAGCACACUACCUUGACGCCGCCAACGGGAACUCCAGGAAGCCCAUCGACUGAGCACACUACCUUGACGCCGCCAGCAGGGAACUCCAGGAAGCCCAUCGACUGA
Molecule: messenger RNA, 882 nt
Organism: Caenorhabditis sp. 36 PRJEB53466
Lineage: Eukaryota; Metazoa; Nematoda; Chromadorea; Rhabditida; Rhabditidae
Source: the annotation of a GenBank genome assembly